Molecule: messenger RNA, 1022 nt
Organism: Sciurus carolinensis (gray squirrel)
Lineage: Eukaryota; Metazoa; Chordata; Mammalia; Rodentia; Sciuridae
Gene: Tmem52
Product: transmembrane protein 52
Exons: 4
Coding region: 16-714 (232 amino acids)
Source: RefSeq, a predicted model, not a curated record
GCGUCCGCGCGGAGCAUGGCCCUGGGGCCACCAGCUGCUGGUGGGAUUCUGCUGCUGCUGCCGCUCCUGCCGCUGCCGCAGGUGGGUUGGGCCGCGCGUGAGGUUCGGGCAUUUGGGGCGGGUCUGCGACCGGCCACGCCCCGCCUGGGCUCACCUCUGUCCCCGCAGGUGGCGCUGGGCUCCGCGGAUCGCAGCUGCGACCCUUCGGACCAGUGCCCUUCCCAGGCCCGCUGGAGCAGCCUGUGGCACGUGGGGCUCAUCCUCCUCGCUGUCCUGCUGCUGCUGCUGUGUGGAGUCACCGCCAGCUGUGUCCGGUUCUGCUGCCUCCGGAAGCACGUGCACACACAGACACACCUGCCCCCAGUAUGGCAACCCUGCGACCUCACUGUCAUCCCUGUGGACAGUGACAGCCCUGUGCAUAGCACUGUGACCUCCUACAGCUCCGUGCAGUACCCACUGGGCAUGCAGCUGCCCCUGCCUUUUGGGGAACUGGACCCUGACUCCAUGGUCCCUCCUGCCUAUAGCCUAUAUGCACCUGAGCUGCCACCCUCCUAUGAUGAGGCCAUGAAGAUGGCAAAACCCAGAGAAGAGGAGCCGACCCCCUCUCAGAAACCCAGUCCUCUUCCUGGGACCUCGGGCCUAGAGACCUCUCCAGGGCCCUGGGAGCCAAGCCCCAGUGUUCAGCAGCCUGCCAGUAGCCCUGGCGCCCCUUGAAGCAGGCAGAAGGGCUCUCCCAGAGCCAAAGCACUUGGAGUCCUGACUCCUGGAGCCAAGGUCCCCCGGGCUGCCCCACUAUCCUUUCCCCUGGGAAGGUCAGCCAUCCAGCACACUGCUGCAGACCUGGCCUCGUUGCUAUGUAACGCCGGCCAGCCAACCAACCCCGAAGGCAGGCUGAGUCCCAGCCCCUGGCCAGGCCCUAUCAGGUCCUCAGCGUGGAGGAGGCCCUGUAGGCCUGAGACUUGGGAACUCAGGGCCAUCUGUGGUGUCCAUGACUUUUUGGAGAAAGAAUAAAAUUUAUGUCU